Capsella rubella is the source of this 1736-nucleotide messenger RNA. Its product is annotated as protein ALP1-like. The transcript has a single exon. The coding region runs from base 85 to 1425 and encodes 446 amino acids. The record is from RefSeq and is a predicted model, not a curated record. Lineage: Eukaryota; Viridiplantae; Streptophyta; Magnoliopsida; Brassicales; Brassicaceae.
UUAACUAUAAGCCCCUCUCACUCUUCUUCUUCUUCUCGAACUCUCAAAACUCCCCGGAGAGGAAGAAAAGAAAGGAGAGUGAAGAUGGAAGAAGCUUUCAUGGCGAUGCUCUCACACCUUCUCCAUCUCCAGAAUUCACUAGACCCUACAAACACUCUCUUCUCUUCCGCCUCCACAUCUUCGCCGUCUUCAACUACACCUUCCUCUCUCCUCUCAUCUUCCUCCGCCGCGCCUCUCCUCUUCUUCACUCUCGCAUCUCUCCUCUCCUUCCUCGCCGUCAACAGAUCUUCAACUGAAUCCUCAUCUUCCUCCGCUUCUCCUUCCCCUUCACCUCCUCCACCUCUUCCCGACGGCGAUUACUCUGUCGCUGCUUUCCGUGCCCUAGCCACCGACCACAUCUGGUCCCUCGAUGCGCCUCUCCGCGACGCACGUUGGCGGUCCUUGUAUGGUCUCUCCUACCCAGUCUUCACCACUGUCGUCGACAAGCUCAAGCCCUUCAUCACCGCUUCAAAUCUCUCUCUCCCCGCCGAUUACGCCGUCGCAAUGGUUCUCUCUCGUCUCGCUCAUGGCUGCUCAGCCAAAACCUUAGCUUCUCGCUACGCUCUAGAUCCAUACCUCAUCUCCAAGAUCACAAACAUGGUCACCCGUCUCUUAGCCACUAAGCUUUACCCGGAAUUUAUUAAGAUCCCCGUCGGAAAACGCAGAUUGAUCGAAACGACUCAGGGGUUCGAAGAACUCACGUCUCUGCCCAACAUCUGCGGCGCCAUUGAUAGUACUCCCGUGAAGCUCAGACGCCGCACGAAACUAAACCCUAAAAACAUUUACGGUUGCAAGUAUGGAUACGACGCCGUUCUGCUUCAGGUCGUUGCUGAUCACAAGAAGAUCUUUUGGGACGUCUGUGUGAAAGCUCCAGGUGGAGAAGACGACUCUUCACAUUUCAGAGAUAGUCUUCUAUACAAGAGGCUGACUUCAGGGGACAUUGUGUGGGAGAAAGUGAUCAAUAUUAGAGGUCACCAUGUGAGACCAUACAUUGUUGGAGAUUGGUGUUACCCUCUUCUCUCAUUCAUGAUGACUCCUUUUUCCCCCAAUGGCUCUGGUUCGCCGCCUGAGAAUCUAUUCGACGGAAUGCUGAUGAAGGGAAGGUCAGUCGUGGUGGAAGCCAUUGGAUUGCUCAAGGCUAGAUGGAAGAUUCUUCAGAGUUUGAAUGUUGGAGUCAACCAUGCUCCUCAGACUAUUGUGGCUUGUUGUGUGUUGCAUAACUUGUGUCAGAUUGCUAGAGAACCUGAGCCGGAGAUAUGGAAGGAUCCAGAUGAAGCUGGAACGCCUGCAAGAGUUUUAGAGAGUGAGAGGCAGUUUUACUAUUACGGAGAGAGCUUGAGGCAAGCAUUGGCAGAUGAUCUGCAUCAGAGGCUCUCCUCAAGGUAAAAGACAUGACAGAUCUUGGUCAACAAGUAGAACUUUCGACCUUGUUAUCAUGUAAGAAGCAGGUGCCUUCAAGUGUUUAGAUAGCAUUGUAGAUUCAAUCCUCCCUGGGAAUAGAGUUGUUUUAGGUUCAAGUUUGAGGAUUCAUAAAAUGUUAAAAAGCUGACGCUUAUGCUGAGCCAUCCCAACAAUCUGUUUUCUGACUUAGGUUUGGGUUUAUGGUUUGUUCUGUGUCACAUUGAGAAUCAAAUGUAUGACUUGUAUGAUAUGGAUGAUGGGAUUUUGAAUUGUUAAAAAGCUGACUCUGUUGCUGA